Molecule: messenger RNA, 978 nt
Organism: Capronia epimyces CBS 606.96
Lineage: Eukaryota; Fungi; Ascomycota; Eurotiomycetes; Chaetothyriales; Herpotrichiellaceae
Exons: 2
Coding region: 1-978 (325 amino acids)
Biological process (GO): nucleocytoplasmic transport
Cellular component (GO): nuclear pore
Molecular function (GO): structural constituent of nuclear pore
Source: RefSeq, a predicted model, not a curated record
AUGUCUUUCUUCGGGACUUCUACCAGCAAGCCGACGCUCAAUCUGGGGCUCAGCACUACAACACCUGCAAACGCAGGAUCUUCCUUGUUCGGCCAGACCACAAACCAGCCGGCGGCAUCUACCUCCACAAACACACCAGCGGGAACAUCUUCACAACCGCAGAUAGACAUCACCCAUUUACGAUCUACCACAAAGUUCGACCAACUCACACCCGACCUGCAGAAAGAGAUUGAGAAUGUCGAUACAAUGAUCUUGAACCAGAUCAAGCUUGCCUCAGAGGUAUCCGACCUCCUACCCACUGUGACCUCCGCCGGGGGGACACUACCGAAUAGCGUGGAGUUUGUCAGCCAGAAACUCGAAGAGGUCGAAGUAGGACUUGGCAAUGACGCCGAGGCCAUUGUCGCAGUCAGAGACGGAGACUUGAAGAAGGGGGAGUUGGAGGCGAAAUGUGUCUUCCGCGCCAUUGACCGAUUGAAGAUGCCGAGACAAUAUCAAGUAAUAAGCCACACACAACCCGAGAACCUGGCCGGCAGCGGGAUCUAUGGCGGAGCUGGACUCAGCGGAUGGUGGAACAAUCCCCAGAGCUUAAAAGGAAGCGUUCGUGCAACCAGCGCACAAGGCCAUACCAUUCAACUACCGGGAGAAGAUACCGAAGAAGUCCAAGGCCCGAAGAGCUUGACUGAACUGUUCAAUACACGGGCCAGCGAGAUGGAAGAAACCAUUGAAGGCAACCGACAACUCUUGGGCGAGAUUGAAGACUUUGUCCAGGGACUCGAGGGCAAGGUCAUUGUCAAAGAGCGGGAAUUGAACGAACGUCUCAGUUACGGUGACCGCAGUGCAAGUGGCAUGAGUGAAAAGGACCAUCAGAUCCAACUACUUCGAUAUGUCUUUGGUGAAGUCCAGAGAAGUCUCUAUGAUGUCGCCGACAAAGUGGGCGCUACCAGAGACGAGUUUGCGCAAUUGACAUUUGGAAGAUGA